Messenger RNA from Paramuricea clavata, 5577 nucleotides. NCBI's taxonomy places the organism in Eukaryota, Metazoa, Cnidaria, Anthozoa, Malacalcyonacea, Plexauridae. The record is from the annotation of a GenBank genome assembly.
AUAUUUAUGGUAUAUUCUUACUACAUUCUUUCAGAUCCGCGAUGUUAUCGUCAAACGAGAUUCUUAAAAAGACACAAAAAGGUCUGCUUUUUGCAACACCUGACCAUGGCUGUUUUGUUAAUGUUCGUUAUGAUGAUCCCAGCAAAGUUCUUAAGCUGAAAGAUGAUGUCAUUAGAAAGUGCAGAGAGCUGUUAGACUACGCCAAUAAAUUUGAUGUAUCUCAUCCAGAAGCUCGCACACGUAUCACCGUCGGUUUUAAUCCUGCGCAUUGGAAAAUGUGGUUUCCAGAAAUUAAAGACCUGGAGCAACGCCCUGAAAAAUACCUAAUUGAUACUUCAACCAAGUUCCUCGAAACUGGUGGCGACGUCUUCUUCUUCAUUAAGUCCGAAGACAAAAGCAAUGUUGAUGAAAUUGCCCAUCUACUGCUUGAGAAGUUAAAGGAUCUUAAGCAACACGCCGACGUCUCUUUUUCAUCACCCUCGGGAAAACGUAUCCUGCAAAGAAAUUUCAGAGAUGGUCUUGUCAAUGCAGCCGAUGCGGAGACGUUGCGUUCGUAUACCAUCAUUCCUGAUAACAUGACAACAGGAAAGCCUGGAUCCAGCUACAUGAUGACACAGAAGUUCGAGUUGGAUUGGUUAGUUCUCGGAAAUAUGUGGAAUUCUGAAAAAGAAGAUAUGAUUGGUCGACGAGUAAUGACGGAUUCCUUUAUCCCAAGUGUUAACAAGCGUGCGCAUACUUUCCGAGCCCAUUUUAAUCCUGAGAAAUCUCCUCAAAACAUGCUCAACAAGCAUCGAAUCAUGUUCCGACAAUCACUUCCAUAUGGAACAUCUGCUACAGGAAAAGGGAGAGAAGAGGGAAUAUUUUAUCUUUCCUUCGCUAACACAACAAAUUCCUUCAGGGACGUUUUGGAAAGUCUUGUUGGAAAUGAUGAUGUCGCUGGAGCUGGCGAGGUUACUGUCGAUCUGCUGUUAAACACCGUCAAGCCGCUGGAAGGAACCUGGUGGUAUGUCCCGUCAGCUGAAGAACUUGGAGUGAGUAUUUCGUCAAGUGGAAAUUUCGAAGUGAAUGAAUAUUGGAACAUCAGCAACCCAAAUAAUCCAUACCUUUUCUACAACGAGAAGGAAUAUCUGUAUCGAAUGACCUCCGGAGGUUAUGUUGAUUUAUCCGAAGUUCCGACUUCUCGAGUUUUACGCCUCCUUGGAUAUGCAUUUCGUCAGUGGAAUGACCAGUGGUUUCGAGAACGAGACGUACCGCCAAUAAAGCAUUUGGAAAACUACUUGAAACCGCAGCGAGUCGAGAAGGUGAUGAAUCAAUCCGUCCUCAUCCGCAAAGCAAAGUCCAUCAAGAUCUGUUUGUCAAAGGUUUUUACCAGUAACCGAGUAAAAGAUAUGGAUGACAGUGAAUUUUAUGGCAAUAAAGCAGAUCUUUUCAAUAUUCAUCCUGAUGAAAUGAUCGUUGGAAGAAUGCCCAACUUUGGUCUUGGUAUUGGAAAGGUCGCAAUGCCGUAUCUCAAGGAAGGUAAUGAAAAAAUGGAUGCAUUUAUGAAAGGUCUUAGUGAAACAUCGGCCACAGGUCACGUUAUUCCGAACAUCGACACCAUUUUGCAGAAAGGUGUGAGCGGAUAUAUCAUGGAGUUGGUCGACAAAAAAGGAUCAGGUAAGAAACUGGUUUACUUAAUAUAGACCUAUAUAGACCAGUAUGAAGCAAGCUUGAUUCACGUUAUUGCCUCGCUUGAGAACGAGGGCAUGUUUAUAUUUGUAUAUUGUAUUUAUUUAUACUGUAGUUGUAACAUAUACUUUGUUAAUGAGUUUGGCAAACUUACUAACAUUUCUGUAUUCGAGUGAAAGCAUACAUUUCUAAACAUUAUUUUCUUCUUGAAAGUACUUACCUUUCUUCAUUUAAACAACCCUUAGGCAGCAAUAGUCACACCCGAAACUGCUUCGAACAUUUUUACUGUUGGCGUGAUUAUGAGUCAUGAAAAUGAUGUAAACAAGACGCCGACUCGGCGUUAACCUCGGGUCGGUGGAUAGGGGAUCGUCUGGUAAAUAUCAAAAAAUUGUGUAAAUCACGAUAGUUUAAUAGUUCACUAGUAUAAAUGGUGAAUCAGUUAAUCAAAGCUCCGUUUUAAUAUUUUAUUGAUAAUAAUUACUGACCCUCAUCAAACCUAUUGUUUUCUCUCUGCAUUAUAUCAGCGAAUGUCGAGAAGUUUUCAUUUAACGUUCUACUGAAAAACGGGAGCGGCCUUUUUGAUUGUAUAGGGAAAUUCCGGCUCAGGGGUAAAUGUUUAUACGCGUCAUAUUCUAUGUACGCGUUAAAAUAGCACACAACAUUAUUAAAAAUAAUGCAGCGUGCAUCAGUGCACACAGCAAUAAUGCAUCUUCGUCACCCUGACAUGUACACGCGAUAACGUGAACAUCCCAAGAUGAGAAGGUGACAGUGCUAAAGGCCCCCCAUACGGUGUCGUCGGGUGCCUGAAGCACUGUUGGAAACGACCGCUAUGAGUCUUUUCAGUUCAAUUUUAUAGAGAAAUAGUUUCGUUUGCGCUUGUGGGAUUUUAUCCUAGAUAUACGCAUGUGCAGAAUACACCAUAAGUUCUAUUCCCGUGUUUAUCCAAUACGCUAUUUGAGUAAACCUUAUCAUUAAUGAUAAUAUGUAAACUAGAACACUAUAGUUGACCUCCGCUUGUGUAGAUUUUAAUUUAGGGCGAUUAAUUAAACUGAAAUCUGUUCUAUCACAAUGCACUACAGUGCCUAUGGUUAUGUCUAUAUGCAUGUCCUCACAAAUGUCUAGUGUAACGUUGGAUAGGUUCAUUGUCAUACGGUCCCGACAAGCAGCAACGUACAGUAUCUUCCAGCCGAAAAUAAUUACUUUUGAUUCGGGUCAGUAAUUAUAAUAGAUAACAAGUGAAAGUUGGCCGCGGUAUUCCCAUGCUAUGCAUACGAAGUAUUGUGCAUUAUAUCAACAUAUACUCGAGAAUAGUUAUCCAGCUAAACAUGUAUGUCAAAAUUAUCACAUCUUCUGGUUUUAAAUCAAUAAUUCUGACGGAUUUUGUGCAAGGACAGCUUCGGGUUCCGUUUCGCUUUGGCCGAUGCUUGCCGGAAGUACACUUAUUUACCGGAAGUUGUCGUCUCCUCCACAGGCCCUUCGAUCUUCGACUACGCGCGCGGCUCGACACAAAUGGAAAAAAAAACAACAAAAAAAACAAGAAAAAAAAAAUAGGAGCCGAAUUUAAGACCUCGGUGUCGUACCGACCCGAGGUAAUAACGUAGCAGUUUAAAGAACAACGCCAUACUAGAAUGCUCAAGAGAAUACAAUUAAAAGCUGCCUUUGUCUUAUAUUAAAAAUGCUAUUGUUGAUGAGCGGUCUUCAUCGACGUUGCCGUUGUAUUUCUCAUACUUAUUAAUAAUUAUAUAUAAUCUGGACGGCUAUAGACAACUAAUAAUUUGAAGAUCUCUGCAUGUAUGGCAACUGACAACACGCCUAGCCCAUGUAAUUAUCACCAAGUGACUAUAAUUUUUAUUUGACUUACCAAUGUCUUUUGUUUGUGUUCCUAGGAGUCGUUGAAAAAGAAUUUAUCACAUCAUGCAUCAUAUCCCUCAAAGGUGUCAGAAAUUAUCUGUUGAAUUACGCAGCCCUCGCACGUCACCUUGCUGAAACGCAGCCAGAGAAACGAAAUCCGCGAGAAUAUCCCUUCACCGACGCACAAAGAGAAAAUCUGAUACGAAUUGCCGAUCGUAUGGAUUCUCUUGCCACUAAAAAGCCGCAAAGUUUUGUCGAUGCGGCUCAACUUGUCUUUACUGUUCACUGCUGCCUUCAUUUGAUUGGUGACCCCACAUCCAUUGGACGACUUGAUCAGUUGCUGGAACCAUUCCUUGGUGCAACCCCUGAAGAUGAAGCCCAGGAAAUCAUUGAUUGUUUCUUUGUAAAACUGGGAGAGCGUGUCAAAAUGAACAAGACCAAGUUAGUGGAUAGAAACACUUGGGGUACAUGCGCAGUUCCAUACAGAAGUGAUGGUCUAUUUCCGAAUGGUGAUACCAUAAACCAGUGGGUGCAACAGUUGACGGUUGGUGGCUACAAGAAUACUGAAACAGGCAAGGUGAGCGCGUGUAAUAAAGUUACCAUGAUGUGCCUGAAAGCUGCGAGACGCUUACCGCUCAAUGCUCCUUGUGUCAGUCUCCGAGUGCAUCAUAAUAUUGGCCAAGAAUAUCUUGACGAAGCAAGCAAAGCUAUGCUAAGUGGCGGUGCACAUCCCAUUAUCCUUCAUGAUGAUCGUCUUAUAGAAGGUCUCACAGAUGUCAUGACUGAAUUUAAGACAAACGUCUCUGAAGAUGAUCGGAAUGCCCUCACCAAUAUUGCUUGUGAUGGUUGUUACGAAGCAUUGGUUGCUGGUAGCACAGAGUUUGCUUUCACCUACCUUCCCUUGCUGCAAAUUCUUGAAAUGACAAUCAACGAAGGAGCAACCUACUCCAGUGCUGGCCCUGCUUAUCUCAAUGGUACUCCUCAAUCAUUGCCCACCAAAUCUGCUGCAGAUAUUGAAACAUUUGAAGAUGUUAAAGAGAUAUUCAAGUAAGAUCAAAAUCAUGGCGCUUUAAACUUCGUAUAAAUAAACUAGUAGAUGCAAAUAUGUAGAGCAUUACUGUGUGAAACUACUACAUUCCAGCACAUAGUGCAAGCCAUUAUAAAACCCCUACACUGACUACAGAUUUGCCUCAAGCCUGAUUGAGUAAAAUUCUCGGGAAUUGCAUUUUAAUAAGGAUUUUUGUCUGUUCUUCAUAAGGCACUAUUAAUCUAGAACCUUUUAAUUAAAUUUUAAUUUUAUUGUAUAGACAGCAUAUUGAAAUAAAAACAGAGCAAGGACUUGUUGGGCUCCUGAGCAACUAUGGCAACAUAUCGUCAGUAUGUCCUAGUCCCUUACUGUCCAGUAUCAUUGACGGCUGUGUGGAAUCAGGGCAUGACAUCACUGAUGCUGGUGCUAAAUAUAAAAUGAUUGCAUGUAUGUACAUCUCCUUCUCGAGCACUGUUGAUUCCCUGUAUGCCAUCCAGCGUCUGUGCUUCGACCAAGAUAAUGCAAUGAUUCCCUUAGCAGAAAUGGUCGAUUGUCUGAAGAACGACUGGGGCUACGACAUCCAUGAACCAACACACGACAGAGUUGAUGGGGAAGUACGAAAAAGUCGAAAAGCAGAAUUCUACAAACAAGUUCGAGAACAAGCCUUGCAAUUUCCAAAGUUUGGUACGGCAGAAGCAGCAUGUAAUUCGAAGAUCUCCGACAUUGCUAAUUUCGUGGCAGAUUGCAUUGCUAAUACCAUCAAGAAAGUUGCUAAACAUCAAGGUUCACCAUUAUACAAUCUUCUCGGUUCAUUGAAAGAGAAAUACACCAGACCUGGUCAUGAUUUCGAUCUCCUAUUGGUUCCUGGUAGUGGAACAUUUGAAGGUUAUAUUGGUUGGGGUAUGUCCUGUGGAGCGUCCGCUGAUGGUCGAAGACGAGGUGAACCUCUUGGAAGUGAUUUAAGUGCUGCACCUUUACCGCAGGAUCUUCCACCAAAUCUCACCAAGAGUACAGGUUUAAUUAAGUAAGUA